GCCGGUCGCCCUUGGUUCUGUUCUAGUCUGUGUACCCUCUUUCCCUUUUGGGUCUUCGUUCAUGAGACUGGCACAGGGUCUCUGUGGGGUUAGAGACUUGGAGGUCUCUGCCCAAGCCACCUCCCAUCCCUUCCUUCUGAAUCCUGUCUAGAGCCCUUUUCCUAAGAAAGAGGGAGGAGGGCACCCACUGCAUAGGUGACAGUCCUAGGAAGACUUUCCUUGUUGUGAGCAGAGCCCCUGGGCAUGCCAAGCCUGGCCUUCCCCAGGAGGGCAGAGGCUCUCAGACAGGCUUCUCUGUCAGGUCAUCAGGGUACACCUGCAUGUGGCUGGGAUGUGGGGGAGCACUUGGAUAUAUAAGGCUCUGGGUACUGGCUAGGGAACUGGCUCAGUACUUUUUCAUGGAGCACCUGCUGUGAAAGCCUGACAAGCUGAGUUUGCUCAGGAGAACCCACUCCUGAAUUGUGCCCUCACCUCUACACACAUGUUUGCUACAUGUACACAUGACCUGCAUGAGCUGAUGAAGACUCUGGGUCAGUGCCUAGCAUGGAGACAAAACAGAUGACGAAUCUACUCUGCUCUGUCUUAUUUCCUUGUGACCCUGCAUGGCUUCCUGCAGGGAGAGGACUCAGUAGUUCUCUCUCUCUCCUGGGUUUUGUGCAGCUGGGGGUGGACCCUGGCCACACACACAGAUGCUAGGAAAGUGCUCACCUACUGAGCUGCACCAUCAGACCUGGGGAUACUGUUCUUACUGUUUAUAUGUUUGAGACCCAGCCUUACUCUAUAGCCUGAGCUGUCCUGAAGCUCAUGAUCUCCUGCCCCACCCUCUCCAGCGCUGCGGUUGAUCCCCAGGCAAGAACCAUCUUCCCUGCCUCGCCUAAGCAUGGGGGCUCCCUGGUGGGCGCCCUUGGCCAGGGUCAUCCACACACACCCCUUUCCUGGCAGGUCUCAUUUUCCUCCCUGUGCAGUGUUAAGUGGGUCCAUGGGUCUGAAAGCCUUGCUUCAGGCUGACAUAGGUGACCCUCCAUGUUGGCUUCCUAGUCCCAGACUUAUGUAUUUCUAAGAUGCAGUUUAAAAUCAGAGGUUGCCACAUCCUCGCAGGCAGUGCAGCCUAGAGAUAAGAAGUUUGUCAUUUGUCACCAUAGUGCUAUCAUUUUUGCUGUCAGUCCAGGCCAUAUGGUUCCUUGCAGCUGGUGGCCGGGCUUCCCUUAGUCCUUCGUUCCCUCCUACAGCAGUGUGUCCUGUGCUGCUCUGGGGACGGGACCUCAGGGAGAGCCGCUGCAUAAUCUCUGCAUGAGCAGUCUGAGAGCAAACCUAGGUGGUUGCGAGUGUUCCUGAAGGGAAGUAAGACAGAGCAGGUCUCUGAGGAACAGUGCUUGUAUCAGAUCUACAUUGAUGAGCUGUACGGAGGCCUGCAGAGACCCAGCGAGGAUGAGAAGAAGAAGCUGGCAGAGAAGAAGGCUUCCAUCGGCUACACCUAUGAAGAUAGUACUGUGGCCGAGGUAGAGAAGGUGGCUGAGAAGCCAGAGGAGGAAGAGUCACCAGCAGAGGAGGAGAGCAACUCGGAUGAAGAUGAGGUCAUCCCCGACAUCGACGUGGAGGUGGAUGUGGAUGAGCUGAACCAGGAGCAGGUGGCUGAUCUCAAUAAGCAGGCCACAACCUACGGCAUGGCUGAUGGAGACUUUGUCAGGAUGCUACGGAAAGAUAAGGAGGAGGCAGAGGCCAUCAAACAUGCCAAAGCCCUGGAGGAGGAGAAAGCCAUGUACUCGGGCCGUCGUUCCCGGCGACAGCGAAGAGAGUUCCGGGAGAAGCGGCUGAGAGGCCGCAAGAUCAGCCCUCCCAGUUAUGCCCGCCGAGACAGCCCCACCUAUGACCCCUAUAAGCGGUCACCUUCAGAAUCUAGUUCCGAGUCCCGCUCCCGCUCUCGCUCCCCGAGCCCAGGCCGCGAGGAAAAAAUCACUUUCAUCACCAGUUUUGGAGGCAGCGACGAGGAGGCAGCUGCUGCAGCUGCUGCAGCCGCCGCAUCCGGGGCUGCCCCAGGGAAGCCCCCUGCGCCUCCCCAAACGGGUGGCCCCGCUCCAGGCCGUAAUGCCAGCACCCGCCGCCGCUCCUCUUCGUCCUCCGCCUCCAGGACCUCCAGCUCCCGAUCCAGUUCGCGCUCCAGUUCGCGCUCCCGCCGUGGCUAUUACCGCUCUGGCCGCCACGCACGCUCCCGCUCCCGCUCCUGGUCCCGCUCACGCUCCCGUUCCCGGCGCUACUCACGCUCCCGCAGCCGCGGACGGCGGCACUCAGACGGCGGUUCCCGCGACGGACACCGCUACUCACGCUCCCCUGCCCGGCGCGGCGGGUACGUGCCCCGCCGAAGGAGCAGGAGCCGCUCCCGUUCAGGUGACCGCUAUAAGCGGGGUGCCCGGGGCCCCAGGCACCAUAGCAGCAGUCAUAGCCGCAGCAGCUGGUCCCUCAGCCCUUCCCGAAGCCGCAGUGUGACCCGGAGCGGAAGCCGCAGCCAGAGCCGGAGCCGAAGCCGCAGCCAGAGCCACAGCCAGAGCCAGAGUCACUCACCAUCGCCCCCAAGGGAGAAGCUGACCAGGCCGGCAGCGUCCCCUGCUGUGGGCGAGAAGCUGAAAAAGACCGAGCCUGCCGCUGGUAAAGAGACAGGAGCUGCCAAACCCAAGCUGACCCCACAGGAGAGGCUGAAGCUUCGGAUGCAGAAGGCUCUGAACCGCCAGUUCAAGGCGGAUAAGAAGGCAGCUCAGGAGAAGAUGAUCCAGCAGGAGCAUGAGCGGCAGGAGCGAGAGGAUGAACUGCGAGCCAUGGCCCGAAAGAUCCGAAUGAAGGAGCGAGAGCGGAGAGAGAAGGAGAGAGAAGAAUGGGAACGCCAAUAUAGCCGCCAGAGCCGCUCGCCCUCCCCACGCUACAGUCGAGAGUACAGUUCCUCCCGAAGGCGCUCAAGGUCCAGGUCCCGAAGCCCCCAUUACAGACAUUAGGCAGAAAACGGAGUUGGGGCUGUUAUGCUGCUGGGUUUCUGUAGUGAAAUAAAAGCUAACAUUAUUUAAUGGACUUCA
This is a messenger RNA of Mus musculus (house mouse), 3062 nucleotides long. RefSeq names its product CLK4-associating serine/arginine rich protein (gene Clasrp). Gene Ontology annotation, cellular component: nucleus; nucleoplasm. Bases 1665 to 2984 code for a protein of 439 amino acids. The transcript has 17 exons. NCBI's taxonomy places the organism in Eukaryota, Metazoa, Chordata, Mammalia, Rodentia, Muridae. The record is from RefSeq and is a predicted model, not a curated record.